CUUCAUUGUGAACCUGGCUAUCAGUGACCUGGGCAUGACGGUGACACUCUUCCCAUUUGCCACGCCAUCCUUCUUUGCACACAGAUGGCUGUUUAACCAUGCGGUGUGCACAUUCUACGCAUUCUCUGGCAUGUUCUUUGGCCUCUGCAGUCUUACCAGCCUGACAGUGCUAAGCACGGUUUGCUGCCUGAAGGUCUGUUAUCCAGCAUAUGGCAAUAAGUUCUCCCCCACCCAUGCUGGAGUCCUGCUACUGUGUGUCUGGGCGUACGCCCUUGUCUUUGCCGUAGCUCCUCUGGCCAACUGGGGCAGUUAUGGCCCAGAGCCCUACGGGACAGCUUGUUGCCUGAAGUGGAAAGCUACGACCAGGGAGGCAGUGAUCUACAUCGUGGCGCUCUUCGUCUUCUGUUACCUCUUCCCCUGCCUCCUGAUCCUCUUCUCCUACUCACUCAUCCUGUGGACUGUGAAAGUGGCCCGAAGAGCCGUGAAGCAGCACAUGUCACCGCAGAGCAAAGCCAACAGCGUGCACAGCUUGAUUGUAAAGCUUAGCGUAGCUGUGUGCAUUGGAUUUCUGGCCGCCUGGACCCCAUAUGCAAUUGUCGCCAUGUGGGCAGCCUUUGGAGAUGCCAGCCAAGUUCCAGCUCUGGCCUUUGCCCUCUCUGCCGUUUUCGCCAAGUCCUCCACCACCUACAACCCUCUGGUCUACCUGCUCUUCAAACCCAACUUCCAGAAGUUCCUCUCCAAAGAGCUGUCCCUCCUGCAGGCCAUCUGCGCCAUCCUCUGCUGCAGCCACCACAGUGUCAUCCCGCUCCAGUCUUUCCAGACCAGAGAGGCCAGAACCUCUGCCAGGCUCUCCACAGCCUUCCCCGACUCCCCCGGGCCUUGCAGGAACUGCAACGACACUUUCGAAUGUUUUAGUAACUAUCCUAGGUGCUAUAAGCUCACCCAGCAGCCUGCCCCAACAGCCAGGCCCAAGUCCCUGGCAGAUGGGCCUGCCUGCCAGCCAGCUCUGAAGAGGAACAUGCCGGUCAUGGUGCUAGUGACAAGGAAGAAAUCGGGAAUGGGGACCACAAGCAUGGCAGGAUCCAUUCUGCCGUCAGACAUUGUGAAAGAUCUUAUCUGAGCAUCUCGGGAGGCCAGGGUCUCCCAAGCAGGAUGAGGCCUCCCACAUUCUAGACAUCAGGGAAUAUUUUAGCUCCAUAUAUUUUAAAAAAUAAUCUGUUUAUGUGGCAGAUGGGCCCUGACCUGCAAAAUGCCCUUUAUGGGAUUCAGAAAAACCAUACACCAGCCUUCCAUUUUUACUGUUGCAAUUCUGGGCCCAUAGAUUGUCCCUACAAACAUGGACAGUGGUGCCUGGGAGCCUGGCCCUCUGUGUAUGACAAUGAUGAUGUUUCUAUAGCAACAGGCUCCUCAGGGCCCCUUUUCCAUAUUCUGGUGCUUUGAUGGCCAAGUAUGACCUUUAUUCUCUUGAGAAGCAUUAUCUAGCAUGCAGGGUGGAGUGCAAGAAGUCCUGAUCCCAGCUACAACAGACUACAGUAGCCUUUUGCAGCCCAGUCAUUUAAUCAUGUCAGUUUUCCCACUCAUCUACCUCACAGGGGCUUGCAAAGAUUAAGACGACAAGGCACUCUGCAAAUGUCGACUCCAAAGAGCCCUCAAUGUUAUGUUACGUCUCAAGAGACACCUGGUGCUUAUGCCGUAGUACCCAAUCUUCUCACAUUAAUGCAACCCACUACCAUGAAUAUAAAACAAAACAGUAUCCCACACCUAAGAAUUUGGGGCUAAGAUGAUCCCCUUCAGCUAAUACAGGUUUCAUGUGCUGCUCUCCGCAGUGUGAGCAGCAAGACUGCAAGUGCACGACAUCCAUUUAGGUGGACUUGCAGCAAUGCAAGACCGGGCUUUGUUGUCCAUUUAGAUUUCAGGUGCAAUUCAAACAUGGAGGCAAUACAUUGCUAGGGGAAGGAACCAGGGUAAAGGACCUCAGAGAGCUUAUCAAAUGACUUGAUCCAAAAUCCAUUGAAGAGGAUGGAAAAAUUCAUGAUUACGUGCUGAACCCGGACACAGGGCAAUUUAUUAGGCAGAAGAUGGAAGUGAGACUCCAAUACACUCAAUCUGGACAGCUUGAAUUGCUUCCUGAUCUCAGAACACACCCUCCAGUGGCAACACUGACCAAGUAGGCACAAUAUAUAUAUAUAUUUAUUCAAGUGUGUGUGCACAGAACACUCCUGCACAAGCCCUGCUAGGAAAGUAAAGCAAUUUACUGAAGCAUUUGGAUAUUUAAGGGAAUCACAAAACAAGAAUAUCCUUCAGUGACAGAAAAAAGGCUGCUAUGUUGAGCAGAUACAAAAACAUCUAAGUAUUACAUCUAAGUAUUAAAUAUAGAUCAAUAUGUACAACUGCAGAGUUACUGUGUGCAAGAUGACCCAGACUGGACAAAGAAUGGGUACAUGGAAUACACAAAGAGAUGCCCGAUAGCUCUCCUAUAGAGUUGGCUAUUGAAAUUACAUUUCUCGGACCAUAAAAAAAAAAUAUGAACACAACAUCCUUAACACAUGGAACACUAGCUGCCUUGCUGUAUAACAUGCAGAAUGUUUCUAAGAUCCUGUAGAAACUCUCUUGGCCACCAAGAAUGCUAAACAAAUGAGGAGUGAGAGAAAAUAGUACACAAUGGAAAGGGAGCAGCCAGUCAAGCGACUCAUAGAGAGUCUGGAUGCAUGGAAGUCAAUGCAUUUUGAAAGAAGCUACUGGCUAAGAAAAAUUUCUACCCUAAAUACAGGGGGAAAGUGAUAAUAGGUUCAGGCUGAGAGAUAAAAAAAUAAAUAAGAGAAGAACAGAGCUGUAGAAGAGUAAACUCACCGCUGGAGCACCACCUCACGACUGAGCAUGGCCUGGCGAUCCCUGCUGACAAUAGCUCUGGCCCUCUUGUGGUCUGGCUCAUCUUGUGCCUCAGCCCUCCAGCCAGACUGCUCUUCGCCUCUUCAAGGAGAGCUGCAGGUCUCACAAACAAUGGCAGGACUUCAAGCUGAGUCUUUGGCCCAAGUUUGCCAUCCCCAGUCUCUGGGGUCUUCAACCACCUUUUCCAGUGGUUGGUAGGGUACCACAGACUCUCCCUUUCUUCUAGGUUCCAAGCCAGGGACCCGGUACAAAGCAAGCAAGGUCUGUCUUCUUGGGCUCUUUCCUACCCCUAGCUCAGCCAUCUACAAGCCUCCUCUACAGCCCUUCCUUGGCCUUAUGUAGCAACAUUCCUCAUGCCCACCCCAAGGGGUCAAGCUUCACCCAUCCGGCCAAGGUUGGCAGGAUUCCCCCUCUGAAUUCUCUAAACAAUCCCAAAUCAACCCUAUAGAUUUAAACCACCUGCACCCCCACUGGGUGUGAGCUUCAAUCCUUCUCAAGUCCUCCCUGCUUCGCCUUAGCUGAACACCAGCUCUCCAGCGUGCUACCCUUGGAGUCAUGUCCCUAUUUUGAAAUACUCCCUAGGAAUGAACUAACUCCCUCCUAUCCUGUCUCCCUUAUUUUCCACCAAGCCAGUUCCAAAAAACAGAAGCCCCCAGCCUUCUCUCUCAUUGCACUCUCAGUCCCUUUAAGGAACACCUGACUUUUUCAGGUGUAUCUGUUAAUUGACAUACUUAUGGCAGGGGCUACAGGUGGCAGCAAGCAGACUAAUCAAGUCCACAGGCUCCUGUUAAUCUUCUCAGUACUGCUGUGGGAUUUACACUCCAUCGCAGGGCAGGGGGAGAAGAUUAUACAUAUUUCUUAACAGCCAAUGGAAUUGGAGAUGCAGCCUCCACCACCACUGUCCAUGCCCAUCACUGCCCCACUCCUGCAGAGCCCCAGGUGCUGGACUGUAGGCCCUGGCCUGGCUGUCAGGACUACGAUGCCUACAGGAGAGCCUCCACAGUCAGUAGCCAGGACCCUGGGUGGCAGAGGGGCCCCUAGGCAUAGGCUGGGAUCCUGGUGCAGGACCAGUGAUGGAGAUGCUGGGCACAAAAUGUGGGGGUGCUUCAGUCAGAACCCCCUUGUACCCCUGCCUAUGAUAGCAGCAAUGGUCCAGAUUCUAAAAGCCAGAACUGUGCCUUACUAACCCAGCUGGCUAUACUGAUUUCAAGGGGGUUAUGCACAGAGUAAGGGUUUACUGAGUGUGAAUAUGGGUGGCAAAAUUUGGCCUUAAAUCAACAGAUUUUUCCCAUCUAUUGGAAAGACAGAGCAGCUCAGACAUUAAGAAAAUGGCUCACAGUACAAACUAAUAAUAAUCAGCUGAUCAGAUGUUUAAAGAAAAAAUCCCAUAAAAUAUGAAAAUGGCUCUUUGACCGAAUAAAUUUGACAAACAUGAUUAAAAUAAGAUUGCAAGUUUCUGCCCCCCUUCUCUGACUCCAUUACUUUAACGUAAUGCUCAGGGCUGGGAGGCAUCAUUCACAGCAUUGGAUCCCGUGCAGUUUUUGCAUCACUUUGGGUAACUCGUAUUACCUCUCUGUGCCUCAGUUUCCUCAUCUGUAAAAUAGUUUAGCCUCUAUGAAAACCUGACUAUGACUAAGGUUUCUAAAGAUAUUUUAGGUCCUCUGAUGAAAGGGGCCCUAGAAAGGCAAAGCAUUGUUGAUAGGAUAUUUAUCUCAGGAUCUCUAAGUAUUUACUUUUGUUUAAUACUAAGAAAUGCAGGACUGUCAGAGCCAGAGACUGGAUAAUAGCAGUGCACUUGGGAAGCCACCCAGGAGAGAUUCAGGUGCCACCCAGCUGAUUAGCAGAGCGGUGGUGCACAUCUGCAAAUGCUACAAUGCACAUACUUUUUUUGUGCGCCUGGAUGAAAAAAUUAGAGGGAACAUUGGUAACAGUUGCUCCAGUCAGUUUCACGUGGAGGCACAUAGGACACUAGCGACCAAUAAGAAAUGCAUGAGCAGAAUUGCCAGUGCCAAUUGUUCAAAAGUCCUGAGUCAGUUCACAGAAAUCCAGGAGAUUGGCUUUAAAAAAAAUCAUGAAAUUUAAAUAAAGUUGGGAGUACUUUCUACUUCCCUUUGGUUGCUGAGCCUCCAUGGGAGUUGCAAGCUUUUCUUCAUCACCAUCUCUAAUAAAUAAAUGAAAAGUGAGAUUCCAGGAAUCUGGGAGCUGGAGCUCUAAGAAAAACCCCAAAUAUUGUGAAAUUGUUGGCAACCCUGCAAAAGUCACCUGGCAGAACAAGAAAACCAUAACAACCCCCACCCCCCAGCUGCCAUUAGACCACAUUGUAAUUGGCCAUAGAACAAGUCAGAAAGAGGUUACUUUCUCUCUCCACUUUGAAACCCUCAUGCGAAGGGCACGGUUGGCACAGAGCAGGGAUAGCAGCUUUUACACAGCCUCACCAUGAUGGAGGCAGGGCCGGAAUGCAAUGUUCUUCAGGAAUCCCUGGUUGAGAGAUGCAGUGCCUAGAACCCAGACUAAUUUUGAGCAACUCUGAAAUACUUUGAGACCAGCACAGAACCAUCGCAAGGCCACUGCACUGUGCUGCUCAGAAUCCAACCUUCUAUGCUCUCACACUGUUUUGCUAACCACUGAAAUCAUGAUGCUCCUCACAUAGCUCCUUUCAUCACAGGCGCUCCCAUUGCUUUGAAGUCAGCAAGUGAGUUAGCCUCCCUACAGUCCUGUGAUGGGGGGAAGAAUUGUUAUAUCUAUCUGCAAAAGGGUCAGCCAAGAAACAAAGAUGUCAAGAGACACACUCCAGGUCACACAGAGAGUCAGUAGCAGAGGUGGGAUCAAACCCAAGCUCCCUCAUGUAGUGAUUACAGCAAGAUGCCUUCCUGGUCACAUUUAAUGAGCUAUUCCUAACAGUGAUUUUCUACAUCAAUUUUUCAGUAUCAUUAGUUAAUUAACAAAACUACCCUGCUCCUCAAUCCAUUCAGCAGCACUGCAGGGGAGUGGCACUAGACCAUUAAGGCACUUAACUAGUAUGGUAAAUUAUUUUCUCUCUAGUGAGAUCUUGGCAAAUUUCAUUUCACAUACACCGCGCUACUGUGAUCACAUGUUGCUCUGUAUUCUUUCCACAGCUCACGAUAAAUUACUUGUCUUCUAUAUUCUGUAAUCUGAUUCUUAUCUCUUUCUCAUGGAUUAUUCUCUGAAGAUACAGAAAUUGCUAUUCUUAGAAUGCACUCUCUGAGCAAUGGAAUACUGCUAUCUUUUCUUAGCUUUGUGUGGCCUUUUCAGCGGUACUAAUGCUUUACACAUAUGUCGCAGAAUCUGUCAUUCAGAGGGCACAAACCACUUAAAAUAUUAAAUAAUUUGAGCUUCAUACAAGAAAGAAAAGGAUAAUCCACAUUUUGCAUAUCGGGAAACUGAGGCACAGACAGGUUGAGAGACUUGCCCAAGGCCACACAGUCAAUUAGUGGCAGAGCAGGGAAUAAAAGUCAGGCCUGUGGUCCAAGUGCUGCGCUUUCACCAGGACUAUAAUUGUGCUGCGUACUUGUCCUGCCCAAGUUCACAGAGUUUAUCCAAUAGUGCCUAAAACAUCAAGGGCUAAGAACGGCCAGAGGAUAGAAGAGGAAAGCAAAUCUCACAUUCCUAGGGAGAGGGAGUUACACUCUGUGAAGGAAACAGGAAAGAGGCACUUUUGACACUUAGUCCAAAAGCUUCUCCUGUAACCUGAUAUUGGCUAUGGUUUGGGGCUACACGUGAGAUAAAUUUGUGGGUGUCUCAGACCCACCAAAAGCUUCUCUGCCUCAAGAAUGGGUCUCUCUUCAUUGGGCUGAUACUAUCCAGAGAAAUGAAAACUGUGGUCAGAAACAAGCUUUGCUUUUCAGGUGUCCAGAAGAGACACCAGUAAGCCAAGGGGCUACAGACGGAGCAGCUGCUCCUUGCCCUAUGAGGAGACAGCGAGGGUUCCUGGUCCUCACGUCACUGACCGAGCUGAAGGCAGAUUGCGGUCCAUCAUUCCAUGCCAGCAAAUCUUCAUUCUCCAUUGUUCUAAGGAUGCCCACCAGGCCCCAAACGUGUGCCGUAUUCUGGGUAUUCUAGACUCUCUUCAAUUCCUGGCUGUGCUGAUGCACCUUCCUGUUCACUUUUCAAUCUAUAGAGAAUCAGGCUCUGUGUAAAUGCACCAGUGACUUAUACAGAAUUAUCUAGGGCCAUCACUUGUGCCAUCCUGAUGGCUCUUAGAAGGGGCUGAGGGCUGGAGGAAGGUAGAAACAGAUGAAGUGCAGGGAAAUAGAAUCACAGGGGUUAGGGAUAGGAGGCGCCUUCCACUGGCCAUCUCCAGUGAAAUCCUGCCCUCAGGGAAACCAAAGGCCAUGGGGUUGGAUUUUCCCAGUGCUUCACAUAGUGCACUGAUGGAAAACUGCUUCCUGCUGUGUAUUUUCAAGGGAGUUUGUCUCAUUCACAUUUAAAGAGGAUGCAGAUAUGCAGGCAGCUUGGGUUUUUUUAGAAAGAGAAACAGAGUGUUAGCCCCCAACAUCCUGAUAAAAUUACAACGUUCUUGGAAAGUCUAAAUUUUUCUUGCAGUUCCUAUUGCACAUAAGUAUCCUUCAUGUCCUGUCCUUAGACUAUCAUGUGGGUGUUGCUAUGGAUCGUCGAACGGUUCCUGCACUUUUGCCCAGAAGUGGCUGCAUUCCUACCGUGAGCAAAGUGAUUGCUGUACAUUGGCAGUAAAACAGUCAGCGAGGCUUGAAUAGUACUCAAGAAUCCUACUAGAUGAAAGGUGCUUCCUACGUUUAUGAUCAUUAACAGCUUCUGCUGCAUAAAUAUAAUUAGCAUGUGACAGCAUGACAGUCAUGUGAAAGUUGCAUAUGCCUUUAUCCGUCAGUGCUCUCUACUUAGCCUCUUCUAACUAGCGGUUCCCCAUGAUGUGAGUGGGUUUGUGAACAAGAAUAGGGCUCAGCUUUUCAGACCUGAGUGCACCUUUACCCCUCCCACUAGUCCUGUGAUUUCACGUCCAUGUGCAAAUGACCCGUUAGACACCAAACGGGCCUUGUAGAAAAGGAACAGGUCAAGUUCUGAAAAGCUGGGCUUUGGUUUCUAUUCAUGCAAUGCAAAAAUGUACAAUAUUUGCAAAAGCUGGAAAAAAAAAUCAGGGCAGAAAACAAAGACACCAGCCAAAGGGAAACCAAGCUUCAGAUGUUUGCAGCUCUUGCUGUGUCUCAGCCCCUUUGGCCAGUCAUGACAGCAAAUCCCACCUGAGCCUGGUUAAGAUUGUUCAGCAGUUGCUACAGAAACAUGCAGGGCUACUGCUGGGAAUGCUGCCCCCACUGUGACACUCCUGCCCAGGAGGAAAUGCCAAACGCUUUCU
This is a messenger RNA of Pelodiscus sinensis (Chinese soft-shelled turtle), 8236 nucleotides long. The record is from RefSeq and is a predicted model, not a curated record. Lineage: Eukaryota; Metazoa; Chordata; Testudines; Trionychidae.